AUGCAACGGUUGCCUAUCGAGAUAAUGUCAUACAUUGCCAAUUCUCUGGACUUACAUGACAUAUUCAACCUCAGCUUGACCUGUUCCCAAUUCAGAUACAUUGCGGACAAUGAUGAUAUUUGCCGGGCCGCACUCCAGAACAAUGCCUCCUACUCAGCCGAGGUUCAAAAUGCCCGCUCCUCCAGGCAAUAUGCUCGUUCCUUGCGGCGAUUGGUCAAGACUCAAAGUGCAAUCGCCGCAGCCAUGCCAUACUCCGUUGCACUUGUUGCCCAAGCAGACGAGUAUGUGUACUGUGAUGGCAUGCUUUGCUAUACACAUGGCCACGAGUCGCUCCGUCUGCUCCAUUUACAUGAGUCUGCUGGCUCCGAGAUUGUCAUCGAUAUCUGCACGCUACUGCACUCCGCCUUGGGAUCGAAUAUCAGAGAUAGCAAAUGCAGAUUUCGCCCAAUUCACUUCGCCUGUGGGAUUGUAACCUGCCUCUACAGUCCGCCAAAAUCCGAAGGCCGAAAUCGCCUCAUUAUUCUUGAUAUACUGCAAAAGAGGCUUCUGGCAGCUCAUCGUCUCGGAUCUACAUGCAAGUUGUUUGUGCGCAAUAACAGAGAACAUCUUUAUUAUGGCACUCACUCUCUGACCGGAGAUGACGGCUUCAAAAGAUGGGCUCUCAAGCGAUUCGACAUCUGCAAGGAGCAGUGGGCCCCGGGCCAUCUGGAGCUUGAAGACUUGGUCGGAUCAGACAUAGGCGCCACUGUCUGUUUUGAGUUACUUGGCAAUCACUUCUAUGGAAUUUCAAGCCUGAACAGUUUCGAGGUCUAUGAGAACGACUGGACUUCGUAUUACUACGGAUUUCGUCUGCCGGUAGGAAGCUCACGGGCCGAGGAUAUGCAACUGACAUCGAAAAAUGCCAUGUGGCGGCGGCAACAUGACGAGGGGCCAAUCGAUGAUAGGUGGAGUACCCUGCGACUCGAAAAGGACCCAGUCACUGGAGUUAUCAUGGUCUUAGAGUGCCGAAGAGAGUGGCUUGUCGACGAGUGUUCAAGCACAAGGACAUCAUAUCGAACAGCACUCGGGUUUUCUGAUCGUCACCACAAUUCGGGCGAAGACUCCGAUUCAGACUCCGGCUCUGAAAGCGAUAUUGGAACCAGCGAGAUGUUAUCUGUUCAUACGUGCUCGACUAGCACAAUGGCGCAUGCUAAAAAACAACGCAAGGAAUCGUAUUUUCACAGAGGUGAUGACGGCUUUACAAUCCCCGCAAUCACUCUCAGUCAAUGCUUUAUGCGCCGUUACAACUAUUCCUGCGAAACUUUUAUCGAUCUAGUUAACGACCCUGAAGCUGCCGGUUUGAUGGAGCGGAGACUACAGUUACGUUGUAUUUCCCGCUCUAGUUUUGCUGGGAACAAACAAUGUCUACAAGAAACCGUUGCUGACGGCUCUACACAAGCCGAUCUCCAGCUCUCCACGUUGAAUGAGAUAUCAUGGUGGCCGCCAAAAGUUGACGUAAACCAGAAUGACGUACGUUUAGCAGAGUUGGACAGCUUGCUUAAUCCAAAGGGCCAUAACACUCAAAGCCCUAUCUCGGGCGUCAUGGACGACCGCUCUAUGGUUUACGCUGUCGGUCCGCGUGAGCCACAGAGUAAACGACCUCUAGUAUUCAUCUCAUUCGACCCUGCUGUCAGACUUCCAAAUACCAACCACUGGCCUGGUGGCCCAAUGGUGCCAGCACGAACUCGACCGAAGACGCAGGGGGAUAAUAUGGUGGACCUCUGCCCCUAUCCCACACCACAGUCAUUGCCGGUCUCGGGACCUACGUCGAGAAACCCGUCUUUCAGCGAGGCGCCUUUUCCUGGGCCAAAGAAGCUAUCGACGGGUCUGCUCCGAGACACCUGCGGACUCUACGAACCAACUUGGUUCAGGAGGUCUCCAGCUGCGUACUUGGAUGGCGCUAGCACUAUUGGAAAACCUUUCGGCUUCAACUUCGCAUACAGCAGGAAUCAUUCGACCUCACGCCGAAGGUGGAACUGA
Molecule: messenger RNA, 2019 nt
Organism: Colletotrichum navitas
Lineage: Eukaryota; Fungi; Ascomycota; Sordariomycetes; Glomerellales; Glomerellaceae
Exons: 2
Coding region: 1-2019 (672 amino acids)
Molecular function (GO): protein binding
Source: RefSeq, a predicted model, not a curated record